UAUGCACCUCGGCGUUGGCUCGGGAGGGGUCGGAUUGGUGGGUUGGGGGCCCGAGGCCGCCCGAUCCGGGACUCGGGCGCCUCUGACUGAGCUCCAAAGGGUUACAGCCCUUCGCCCCCUCCUCCCGCCUCCUCCCUUCUCCGCCCCCAGGCUCUUCCUGUCCCGCAGUUGCAACACCCCAUCUGCCUCUCUCCUUGCCCUCCCACCUCCUCGCUCCUCUCGGCUUUAAUUUUCUCCCAGUUCUCGGGACUCGGGCUCCAGCUCUGGCCUUUGGGGUCGGAGGUCCCGGCCCGCGACCGAGCCGUGAUCUUCACCCCGGUCUCCACCUCAGCUCCCCUGCCCACGGCCCCGGGCUCCUCUCGGGACCUGCCGGGCCCGCGCAUCCCGGACUCCGCCGCCGCCGCCGCCGCCGCCACUGCCUGAGCCCUGAUGGGGGAGUGAGAGGCCACAGCUGGCCGGACAUGGGCCUCCCCACCGUGCCUGGCCUGCUGCUGCCACUGGAAUGGUGCCCACAGAAACAUCACUUACUUCCACACCAAUCCGAUUUUAUAAAAAACCUUUUUGCUGGUAUAACACAAUCCAGGAAAGUGCACAGAUCCUAACUGUUCACCUCUGUGAAUGUGUACAAAGUGAAUACACUACGAACAUAGCACCCGGAUGGAGAAACACCACCCCAAUCCUUAGGGCUCCUUGUUGGAAGGAAAGGCCAUAAUUGAGGUGCUCCUGGCUCUGUUGGUGGAAAUAUAUCCCUUAAGGGUUACGGCACUGGUCCCUCACCUCAGGGACCGGGAGAAGAGAGCUAUUCUGUGUCCCCAAGGAAAAUAUAUUCACCCUCAAGAUAAUUCCAUUUGCUGUACAAAGUGCCACAAAGGGACCUACCUGUACAAUGACUGUCCCGGCCCAGGGCUGGACACGGACUGCAGGGAAUGUGAAAAUGGCACCUUCACAGCUUCUGAGAACCACCUCAGACAGUGCCUCAGCUGCUCCAAAUGCCGAAAAGAAAUGAACCAAGUGGAGAUUUCUCCUUGCACCGUGUACCGGGACACUGUGUGCGGCUGCCGGGAGAACCAGUACGGGCAUUACUGGAGUGAAACCCUUUUCCAGUGCGUGAACUGCAGCCUCUGCCCCAAUGGCACGGUGCAGAUCUCCUGCAAGGAGAGACAGAACACCGUGUGCACCUGCCACGCGGGCUUCUUUCUAAGAGAGAAUGAAUGCGUCUCUUGUGUUCACUGUAAGAAAAACACGGAGUGCACGAAGUGGUGUCUACCCCCCGUGGAAACGGUUAAGGUCCCUCAGGACUCAGGUACCGCAGUGCUGUUGCCCCUGGUGAUCUUCUUUGGCAUUUGCGUUUUAUCCUUCAUCGGUGUAAUGUGCCGCUACCAAUGGCAGAAGCCCAGGUUCUUCUCCACUGUUUGUGGGAAAUCGACACCUACAAAGGAGAGGGAGCCUGAGACCCUGGCCUCGGUUGCAGGUUUCAGUCCCAACCCGAGCUUCAGUCCCACCACGGGCUUCAGUCCCAUCCCCAACCCCACCUUCAGCCCCAGGUCCGUCUUCACCCCUAGUGACUGGUCUAAGUUCAGGGCUGCAUCAGUCUCUGGAGAGAUGGCCUCACCCUACCAGGAGGCCGGCCCCAUCCUCACCGCGGCUCCAGCGUCCACCCCCAUCCCCACCCCUGCUCAGAAGUGGGAGGACAGCACCCACACUCAGCGCCCAGAAGCCGACCCAGCGGACCCGGUGACGCUGUAUGCCGUGGUGGACGGCGUGCCCCCGUCGCGCUGGAAGGAGUUCGUGCGGCGGCUGGGGCUGAGCGAGCACGAGAUCGAGCGGCUGGAGCUGCAGAACGGGCGCUGCCUCCGGGAGGCGCACUACAGCAUGCUGGCGGCCUGGCGGCGGCGCACGCCGCGGCGCGAAGCCACGCUGGAGCUGCUGGGCCGCGUGCUCUGCGAAAUGGACCUGCUCGGCUGCCUGGAGGACAUCGAGGAGGCGCUGUGUGCCCCCGCCUCCGUCUCGCCGGCGCCCCGCCUCCUGCGAUGAGGCCACGCCCCGCCCCGGCAGGGGCCUGCCCUGAGGACCGAUGCCUUCUGGCGGGGCUGCCUGGAAAGACCGUGCAAAAUGCCCUUCGGACCCUUUUUUCUGGACAGGGGCCUUGGAAGGGCAGGCAUGGCUGUCAGCCACCUACUUGGUGCUACUCUCUCAGUGUACAUAGAUUUUCUCAGCUGCCGGAGCACUGCCAGAGGCUCAGCCUUGUGUGUGUGACAGGCGUCUGUGUGUGUGUGUGUGUGUGUGUGUGUGUGUGUGAUCCUGAGAGUGGCUGAGUGUGCCAGGAGCCCAAGCUUGUGGCUGCAGAGACACCGCCCAUUUUGGGUUUGGAGAACCAAACAAGGCAGCUUAGGGGCCUCUGGUUGGUCCCUGGGCCUUUUUCACAGUAGAUAAGCAAUUUUUGUAUCAAUUAUGUUACACUAAUAGAAACUGGGCACUCCUCUGCCCCCUGUUUGGACAAGCACAGAGUGAGCUGACCUGUCCGAAGGCAGGGGUGAGCACAGAACAAUGGGGCCGCCAGCUGGAGCUGUGGACUUUUGUAAAUACACUAAAACUCUGGAAUUAAAGCUCUGCUCCUGGA
Molecule: messenger RNA, 2620 nt
Organism: Mirounga angustirostris (Northern elephant seal)
Lineage: Eukaryota; Metazoa; Chordata; Mammalia; Carnivora; Phocidae
Gene: TNFRSF1A
Product: TNF receptor superfamily member 1A
Exons: 11
Coding region: 1003-2034 (343 amino acids)
Biological process (GO): prostaglandin metabolic process; inflammatory response; tumor necrosis factor-mediated signaling pathway
Cellular component (GO): signaling receptor complex; membrane raft
Molecular function (GO): tumor necrosis factor receptor activity; tumor necrosis factor binding
Source: RefSeq, a predicted model, not a curated record